Monoraphidium neglectum is the source of this 1191-nucleotide messenger RNA. RefSeq names its product Glutamyl endopeptidase. The transcript is spliced from 3 exons. NCBI's taxonomy places the organism in Eukaryota, Viridiplantae, Chlorophyta, Chlorophyceae, Sphaeropleales, Selenastraceae. Gene Ontology annotation, biological process: proteolysis. Gene Ontology annotation, molecular function: serine-type endopeptidase activity. The coding region runs from base 1 to 1191 and encodes 396 amino acids. The record is from RefSeq and is a predicted model, not a curated record.
AUGCCCUUCCGGGACAACCGCCCCGGCCCGCGCGGCGCUGAGUCGGCCGGCGGCUCCACGGGCACCGUCCCCGGCGACGUGGUCACGCGGUUCCUGUCUGAGGGCUUCCGCUACGUUGGCCGCAUCCGCCUCGCCUAUGAAUUCGGCCCGCAGCCCGAGCCGGCCGCCAGCCAGCCGGCGCCCGAGGAGGACGGCAAGGGUAACUGGAUCGCCAAGGCGGUGCGGUGCACGCCUGAGGGCGACGUGUACGUUGGCAGCCUCAAGGUGCCCAUGAAGGCCAUCAAGGUCAACAGCUACAUGCCCCCAUGGAUGAAAUCCGCCAAGCCCUUCGCCGCCCUCUCCGGCAACAACACCCUCAUCGACUUCGCCGCCGCCAUGGGCCUCCUCCUCGCCGCGCCGGACGCCUCAGACGACGCCGCGGCCGGCUUCGCCGCCGCGCUCGCCGCCGCCGGGCCCGCCCCAGCCCCGGACGCCGCCGCCGCCGCCGCCGCUGCGGCCGCCACCGCAGGCGGCCGGCGGCUCCUGGCGCAGGCGCGCGGCUUGAAAGAGCUUGUCGGCGGCGACGACCGCUCAGACUGCGAGCAGGGCUUCCCUUUCACCGCGAUUGGCCAGAUCCAGGUGGUGGACGACACCGGCCUCUACAUCUGCACCGGCACCCUCAUCGCCCCCGACAAGGUGCUCACCGCCGGCCACUGCGUCUGGAACAUCAAGCGGGGCGCGUUCUACCUCAACCUCAACUAUGCGCCCGGCCGCUACCGCGACGGCGGGCGCAUCAUCAACCCGUGGGGCGUCGUGCCGUGGAAGAGCGUGACCGUAUUCGACUCGUUCAAGAAGAACCCCUCCACCUGGGACGUGGCGGUGGUGACGCUGCAGAAGCCCCUGGGGUCGCUGACCGGGUACAUGGGCAUCGCCGCCGGCUGCGGCCGCAACCUGCAGCUCACCGUCGCGGGCUACCCCCAGGACAAGGCGCAGGGAACGUGCAUGAUGGCCACCUGCGCGCAGCGCGCCCUGGACUGUGACAGCCCCACCAACGAGCACAACUGCGACACGAUGAGCGGGAUGAGCGGGUCGCCGCUGUGGGACGGCAAGAACCGGGUGCGGCUGAUCCAUGUGGCGGGCAUCGAGGGGCGCGAGGAGAACCGGGCGACGACGCUGACUCAGUUCCUGGUCAACACUGUUGCAAGAUGGUGA